GAAAAUUUUUCGUUUGAGGUUAAAUGUCAAAAAAUGUGCUUUUCACCAUUUUCAGUCAAACGGUAAAUGAAAAUAAUCCAGUUAAAAAAUUGUGGAUCACGAAAUUAUCUAUAAAAAAUACAUCAACACCUUUUUUUCUACGAGCCACCAAUUCUGAGAUAUAACGAUUCAAGAAGUUUCCACACCACAUAUGAAGUAGUGUAAUUAGCGCGUGUUUUAACGUGUUUUCCCCAGAAGAUCUAUUCCACGGGGAUCGAUCAAGUUUAUGUCAAAUAUAUUUCAAGUCAGUUAAGUCAUUUGAAGUUUCAUCCACAUGAUACGUUAUUAAAAAUAUAAUAAACUACAAUGUUCGAAUUGCCGGUAUACAAGUGUACCAAGAAACUAUAUAAUAAGAUGCCGAACGAUGUUGCUCUUCCUAAUCCGACUAUUCCAGGGUCUUACCAACACGUUGGAAAAUCACCGUGUACCAAUAAUCUGUUUCGUGCUUACGAAGCUAGACGCAAAAGGGAUGUAGAAGAAAAAUUAAGGGAAGACGAGGGAUCAAAACUGUAUCAGAAAGGUUAUGUUUCUAUGAUGUAUGAUAACCACGUGGAAAAAAAACGGACUCAGAGAAGAAUACGAGAAAAAGUAGAACAGAAGAUACAAGAUUACGAAGAAAGUAUCAAUAAAAGAAGAGAAAAACUCCAAAAAAUGCUUUGUAUUGAAGAGAGAGAGUUCUAUCGAAUGACUGUUGAACAGGCCCAAAGAGGAGACGAAAGAAAAAUGGAUAAUAUGAAACGAACAGUUGAACAAAUCAGAGCCAAGAGGGAAGAAGAAAGAUUGGAACUUGUGAGAAAGAAGAGAAUUGAACAAUACAUAACUCGAUGUCAAGAUCUCAGGCCCGCUUUGUUGAAGAAACAUCUCAUUGAAUCCAAAAACGCUCAACUUCAACAAAUGAGAGAAAAUGAGGCAAAACGAGAGGCAAAUAAGGAACUUGAUAGAAUGUGGAAUGAAUUGAACCAAAAAGAGUUACGAGCCAAGAUUGAAAGGGAGGAAAGGGAAUUAUUAGCAGCAAAAGCACAGCAGAUAAAUGUACACGAGAUUUUGAAAAAACAAAUCAGGGCAAAGGAACUUCUGAAAGCGGAAGAGAAAAAAGUAACUAUGGAAGAUAAGAUUGAAAUCGCUAGACAUAUGGAAAAAACACGAUUAGAAAAAAUAGAAGAAUUGAAAAAUAAACGGAGGGAUGCAGAUUCGCUGCGUCAAGAUCUUCUCGAUCAAAUACGUACUAACCAAGAUAUUAUCGAGAAACGAAAGCGAGAGGAAGAGGCGAUUGAUCAGGCAUUUGCUCAUAUGAGCAAAAUGGAAAUGGAGAGAGAAAUGACAGCAUUCGAAGAAUCCGUGUCACAAAUGAAGAAAGAAACUGCAAUGUAUAAGGAACAUCUGAAGGAACUGAACGCAAGUAGAAAAAAAGAAGAAGAGGAACUGAAUGCGCUCCUAGAAGAGCAUAGGCAAGCGGUUCAAAAACAACAGGAUGAGGCAAAAUGCAAGAUUAUCGAAGCUAAAAGAGCUUUACAGUGUGACGUACAGAAGGGACGCGCAGAGCAAUUGGAACAUAAGAAGAAGGAAGCGGAAUACCAAUUGAAAUUAAAACAAGCUGAAAAUGAGCUACUCCGAUUAGCAUUCGAAACCAAUGCUUGCCUCCAAGCGGAAAGUGACCGUCUCGAGCAAGAAGCUAUUAGACAAUACAGAGACGAUUUGAGAAAGCAGAUCGAAUACAACAAUUUGUUGAGAGAAAGAGAACGACAAGAGCUGGACCGACAAUUACAGAAAGGUAAAGAGGAAGAGGAAUAUUAUCAAAAACUAGUUCAAGAGAUCAUACUCCAAGAGGCUGACAGACCAGGAAAUAAACAUCCAUUCAGAAGGGUUCUUGAACAAUAUGAUUGUAGAUGUCCAAUACCUCCAUUCUAGCAAUGAAAUAUAUACAAUUCAUUUCUUGUAUGGAACCAAUAAAAAAAUAUAUAUGUCCGUUAUUUUUCCAA
This is a messenger RNA of Diorhabda carinulata, 2018 nucleotides long. Its product is annotated as cilia- and flagella-associated protein 53-like. The transcript has 10 exons. The coding region runs from base 346 to 1947 and encodes 533 amino acids. NCBI's taxonomy places the organism in Eukaryota, Metazoa, Arthropoda, Insecta, Coleoptera, Chrysomelidae. The record is from RefSeq and is a predicted model, not a curated record.